AUGUCUAAAGAUGUUUAUGAGAAUGUGUUUAGCUCAGAGUCUGGGGAAAGGAACAGUGAGCAAGUGGAGAUGAUGGUGGCUAUUUAUGAGAGUGCAAACUGUGUGAGAGAUCAAGACUUCAGGAUUAACACACAACAACCAAUUCAACAAACAGGAAGUGACUCAGUAAAUACAAGAAUCUUCAGAGCUUAUCCAGUGUGUUUGGUGCUGCUGUGUUUUCUUCUACUGACUGCAGUCAUAGUGCUGAGCGUCUACACCCAUACAAACUACACACAAGAGAACAGAAUUACAAGCCUCACAGAAGAGAGAGACCAGCUACUAAUCAACAUAACCAACCUCAUAGAAGAGAGAGACCAACUACUAAUCAAUAUCAAUGCUGGGAAUGCUCAGAACCAAAACUUGACAAAAGAAAAGAAUGAAUUAUUAUCUAAGAAUGAUGAUCUGAUAAUACAAAACGUGCAGUUACAGCAGGUGGAAAACAACCUGCAGGAGUGUCGUAAUAAACUAGAUGGAUGGUUUAACUAUCAGUCCAGCUUUUACUUCAUUUCUUCAGAGAAAAAGAACUGGUCUGAGAGCACAAGAAACUGUAGAGACAGAGGAGCAGAUCUGAUCAUCAUAAACAACAAAGAAGAACAAGAUUUUGUUAAGAAAAUAUCUGGUGGUGAUGUGGUCUGGAUUGGUCUGAGUGACAGUGAUGAGGAAGGCAGUUGGAAAUGGGUUGAUGACCCCAGCAUGACCUCUGGUUUCAGAUUUUGGGGGACCUUUGAACCCAAUGGAAAAAGAGGAGAGAACUGUGCUGUAUCUCGUUCUUCAGGAUGGGCCGAUUAUCCGUGUAAUAAUUAUUUUCAGUGGAUCUGUGAGAAAAGAGCACUUUAAAAAGUCAUUAAGUUGUAUUUUUGUUCAUGCUGUAAAUUACAGACAACAUUUUUUUCUUAAAAACAAUAUUCAGACAAACAAUGUGUAGAAUCCACAGGACUAUUAAACAGCCAAUUAACGUCACCAUCACCAGCAUGAAACCAGUACACACACACACACACACACACACACACACGCCAAAUUUAGCUCAUAGCGAAAAAUGAUUCAUUAAUCAUAACUCGUUAUAAUUAUACAUAUUUGUUUCAGUUCUAUGUAAUAACUAGAUGUAGCAGAAUUCAAAUUAAUAUUGAAACUAGUUCAUCACAUGAACGUUUCUUAUCUACAGACUAGCUUUUCUUAAUCAGAUACUCCUAUUUUACCCCUGUUACAAGAUGUAAGAUAAGUCUUUGGUGUCUCAAGAAUGUGUCUGUAAAGUUUCAGCUCAAAACACCCAUCAGAGCAUUUGUUAUAGUUUCCAGAAUGUGUCCAUUUUGUGUUCAGAGCAAUGUGUAUGUAGCUGUUUUGAGUCAAAUAUAGCAAGUAAUAUUAUUUGAUGUAUUUCUGGUGGAGUUUAUUAAACGAUGCACUGAUGCACACACAAAUGCCAUGACAAAGUUC
Danio rerio (zebrafish) is the source of this 1473-nucleotide messenger RNA. NCBI's taxonomy places the organism in Eukaryota, Metazoa, Chordata, Actinopteri, Cypriniformes, Danionidae. The record is from RefSeq and is a predicted model, not a curated record.